AUGCCGCGUCCAAAGACGACUAGAGUUAGCCAUAACAAAAAAGCGUCAACGUAUAGAUCCGACCGAUUAAACAGCACAGAGGACCUGAAAAAUCCACAAAAAAUAACAGAUUUUUUUGGCGGUAGUGGUCGAAAAAAGGCAAGAAUUUCAGAAGCAAAUGAAACACGUGACGGCAUCGAUAGUGAGGGAAGUGCUGCAGAGCCAGAGGUGCCGGAGUCGGGCGUGCUGAUAUCCCCUAGCCCCGAACCGGCGUCGGCAAGCACCAGCGAAACACCAAGCACUUCUAAACUUCACACCCAAGAAAACUUGGAAAAUAUACAGGAAAAUGUCGACAGCGAUAGGCCUUCAACACCAGAACAAACCGAGCCUUUAGACUAUAGCACAACGGAGGGCAAAAGAUUUGACGGACGAACAAACAGGGACGGUCAAUCACGGGCCCAGUGGGAAAAAAUGUUUUCUUGGCUUUAUUACAGUCAUGACCAACAAGGUUGGAAGUGCAAAUUAUGUGAGGAAUAUGCUGUAACAGGUGACGAGACAUGGAAAAAUAAAGCAGUUAAACUAGAAGGCCAUCCAAAAAGGGUUUUAGAAAAUCACAGCCGUGGCAGUAAACACCAGAAUGCCAUUACUCAGAAAAGAGCUAUACAAGCCAUGGUUUCCAAGGGAAAUAUAACACAGCAGAUAACGAGUUCUUUGGCAAAACAAAAACAAACAGAACAAGCCCGAAAUCUGAGAGUAGUCGAAAAAUUGAUAAAAUCAACAUACUUCAUUGCUAAGAAAAAGUGGGCAGUAAAACAGAACUUUCAAGAAUUUGUGAAUUUUAUUGCAAAUUUGGGAGAGGAAGACUUACGAUGGCAUUGCCAAUCUAGUGCUAAAAACGCCACAUACUUGUCAUCUACAAGCGUUGAGGAAUUUCUGUGUGCGAUAAACUGUUGUUUAGAGACAGAUCUUCUCGAUAAGCUGGCCUGUUGCUCUGGCUUUACCAUCUUAGCAGACGAAAGCACAGAUGAAAAAGAUCGAGAACAACUCACCAUCUUCAUCAGGUACGUGGACAGAAUAACACACAAGGUUAGUGAAGAAUAUUUAUCAAUUGUUCAAAUCAAGGCUGAUAAAACAGCUGGGUCGCUUUUCACUGAGGUGAUGGGCGUUUUAAAACAGAAAGGACUUGAACCGAAAGAAAUUCGAUUUACUGGGUUUGAUGGAACAAACACAAUGUCUGGUGAAAAAAACGGACUUCAGAGAAGAAUUGGGCACAUAUCCCCUCACGCAAUAUACCAGAAUUGCAGAAAUCACAAACUGGCUUUAGUAUUCGUACACUUAAUGAAGAAAUUCCCAUUACUUCAGCAGCUGGACAAAGUAUUGCUCACAGUUUGGAAACUUUUCAAACACUCAACUAUCAAGUUCGCCGUUUUUGAAGAAGCACAGGCUGUUGAAGGCCUCACGCCUGUUAAAAUUUUGAAGGCUUGCACAACACGGUGGCUGAGUCACGGAGAAGCAUGUGUGAGGAUAUUGUCACGCUGGGACUGUUUGCUGGAUUCUCUUGACACUCUGUUCGCUAAUCGAGGCGAACCUGAAGUAAAGGGCUGUAGAGAUCAGCUUAUUGAAGUGUGCUUGAUGGCAGUUUUACUCGCCGACGUGCUGAUCGCCGUAAAUCAGUUCUCUAAGUUUCUUCAGAGAAAAAACCUGGAUUUCACAUCUUUUCCGGCAAGAUUUCAAAAACUGAAAUUAGCUAUUUCAGAGCUUUCUGCAAAUUUGGAUCUAGGCAAAUACUUUUCACAAGCAAGAAAAUUUGUGGAAAAGAACAAGACAAGAGCAGAGAUGGGGAGACGCCUCAGACGAGAAGACAGCUUUCUUGAUCAAUCCUUUCUUAAUCCUUCACUCAAGCCUCAAGUUAGUGACAGGCUUGCUCACUUGGAUGCUCUCAUUGAGUUUUAUGGUGACACACAGUUGGAUACUCACGGGGGUGAAACGAACACUUCCUAUCCUUUAAUUAAUAGGCAGGAAGCAGUUGGAGAGAGGUCAGAUUUUCUACAAGAAUUUGAUCAGGCUUAUGAAACUUGUUGCUACGAUUUCAGGACAGAAGUUGCUAAGAUGGUCCGAGAAAAGAAAAUCAAAAAGAUGGACACCAGUGACUACAUUGACAGUCAUCCCGUGGAAUCUGCCUCAGUUUAUCAGCAAAUGUGUGCUUCUGGGAGCUUAACUACCACAAAGCACUGUAUGAAAUUGUUUGAAUUGGCACUACUAAUCCCGCCUUCCACAGCAAACGUAGAAAGAGGUUUUUCUGCCAUGAACCUCAUUUGCAGCUCACUGAGAGCCUCACUCAACCAAACAAGCUUGGAUCGUUUCAUGAGAAUAAACCUGAAUGGCCCUGACAGCCUUUCAGAAUCAUACGUGAAAAGAAUAGCGGAGAAAUGGGCUUCAGUGAAAGAUCGUAGCAUCCUGCCUUGCUGA
This is a messenger RNA of Liolophura sinensis, 2448 nucleotides long. RefSeq lists its product as uncharacterized. The record is from RefSeq and is a predicted model, not a curated record. Lineage: Eukaryota; Metazoa; Mollusca; Polyplacophora; Chitonida; Chitonidae. The transcript has a single exon. Bases 1 to 2448 code for a protein of 815 amino acids.